Molecule: messenger RNA, 5289 nt
Organism: Oldenlandia corymbosa var. corymbosa
Lineage: Eukaryota; Viridiplantae; Streptophyta; Magnoliopsida; Gentianales; Rubiaceae
Source: the annotation of a GenBank genome assembly
UAAGAAAAGAGGAGUAAAAUUCCAUCCCCUUAAUUAAUUAAUAAUAAUAACAAGAAGAAUAAUAGUAUUUCCCAAUUUGACGGUGGCAAAAACCGGCCAGAAACGCCACCUCCCACCAGUCAACCGCCGCCAAUCCCCCGCCAUUUUUUGUCAUUGUAAACUGCAGAACCAAUAGAAUUUCUUGCUUCCCUAUCAAUUAGUCCAACAUUUCAUUUUCAAAUUGACCAACAAAUUUCAAAAAUUCAGACUGAAAGACGAAAGCAAAAAACCAGAAUUCACUUCACUCUCGUGAACUUCACCCAUCCAUUUCUUCUACGUUUUUGUUUCCACCACGUCAUUGAGCUUAUCAAUUCUUCUUUUUCUUCUCGAGGAUAAUUAUAAAGAAUUCAAGAUUUAAUUUCUCUUUUUACAACCAGUGAUUGUUUAAUUCUUGGUAUGGAGUCGAAAUCGCAGCAAAGAUUCGGCUUAGGGAGGCAGUCUUCACUGGCGCCGGAGGGUCAAAAUGACGGCGGCGCUGUUGUCUCUGGUGCCGAUGAUGAGGACGUCGAUGAGGGUGAAGGCGGGGUCGUGGUUGAUCCUGGAGUGAGGCUAAUGUACAUGGCGAAUGAAGGUGAUUUGGAGGGGAUUAAGGAGGCUUUGGAUUCUGGGACUAGUGCCAAUUUCCGGGACAUUGAUGGCCGGACGGCGUUGCACGUCGCCGCCUGCCAGGGCCUUGCCGAUGUUGUCCAGUUGCUCCUCCGUCGGGGUGCCACCGUGGAUGUCAAGGAUCGCUGGGGCAGCACGCCUCUUGCAGAUGCAAUUUAUUACAAAAAUAAUGAUGUUAUCAAGCUUCUGGAGGCACACGGAGCAAAACAUCCGGUGGCUCCAAUGCAUGUUCAAAAUGUUCGUGAAGUUCCAGAAUAUGAAAUAAAUCCACAAGAACUUGAUUUUAGCAAGAGUGUUAACAUAACAAAGGGGACAUUUUGCAUAGCUUCGUGGCGUGGAACCCAGGUUGCUGUUAAGAGACUUGGAGAAGAAUUGUUCAGAGAUGGAGAGAAAGUGAAGGCAUUCACUGAUGAGCUUGCUUUGCUUCAAAAGUUGCGGCAUCCCAAUGUAGUUCAGUUCCUUGGCGCGGUAACCCAAAGUACACCGAUGAUGAUCGUAACAGAAUAUCUGCCAAAGGGAGAUCUUGGUGCAUUCUUACGAAGAAAAGGUGCCUUGAAGCCGAUAAUUGCAGUAAAGUUUGCUUUGGAUAUUGCUAGAGGAUUGAAUUACCUACACGAGCAUAAACCAGAAGCAAUAAUUCACCGAGAUCUGGAACCAUCGAAUAUACUACGGGAUGACUCUGGGCAUUUGAAAGUUGCCGACUUUGGACUCAGCAAGCUGAUGUUAGUCACAAAAUCUAUUAAAGAAGAUAAACCUGUUGGAUGCCAAGAGACUUCGUGGCGAUAUUUGGCUCCGGAAGUUCUUAAGAACGAGGAAUAUGAUACCAAAGUUGAUGUAUUUUCAUUUGCUUUAAUACUGCAGGAGAUGAUUGAAGGUUCUCUUCCAUUUUCUGAGAAGCAAGAGAAUGAAGUUCCAAAAUUAUAUGUACAGAACGAACGACCUCCAUUCAGGGCUCCUGCCAAGCUUUAUGCCCAUGGUUUAAGAGAGUUAAUUGAAGAUUGUUGGAAUGAUAAACCCUCUAAGCGACCAACUUUUAGACACGUAAUAUCCAGGCUUGAGGAAAUUAAUAGAUAUCUACUUCGGGGAUGGCGAUGGAAGGUUUGACACACUCCUAUUCUCUUGUUUGUUCCUUGUGCUUGUGCCACAAAGUUUCAUAUUUCCAAUUGAUAUGAUGGGAGUGAUGCAUUAUCACAAUUGGGCAAUUAGAGUAUUAGGCAGCACACAGCUGAGUUUUGGCUGUAAGUUGAAGUAUGUUGGAUCUUUAUCACAACAUGAAGUUUAUGUUCACAAAAAGAGGAAUGAAAAAGUAAAAGUUAUACAGUAUGAAUUACUUGUGCAUUUGAAUGUAAGCAAUGAUCAACCUAUGUUUUAGAGCUCUUAAAGUCACUGCUUUGUGCAUGCUUAUGAAACACCUAAUACAUUCUACUUUUGAAUUAUAAUGUUUCUAUGCUAUGCAGGCAAAGGCGCUGACGUGCUUCCAAAGCCUUGAAGCCAUAUUUAAAUCUGAUCACGCUAAUUCAAGAAGUAGAUCCUCUCACUCAACUGUCUCCACUGUUGGAUGAAAAACAGAAGUCAAGUGUUCUCCAAUUCGUUUGGCUUAUAGCCUUAUUUACAGUAGAACAAAUUCAUUCUUUUGUCAAAGCUUUGAAUAACAUCAUCGAAUCUGUAUAUUCCCUGUGGCCAUCUCCAUCAUGUAAUAGAUGGAUAAAAGAAAAAGUGGCUCUUCCUUUUGUUUCUCAUUGGUUGUUAACACCAUUUUUAGGAAUUGUACAUGCUCCCCGAAUGGUGUUUCUCAUUGAACGGUCUUUGAACUUCUUAUUCUUUUACAGGAAAAUUAUCUGCAAAAUUUGUUGGUAGGAUGCAUACUUCAUUUGUUUUAUGAUUAUGACUGAGAAAGAUGUUGGCGAGUGAAUGUUUGUAAAAUAUUACCACACUUGUAUCAUACACAGUUUGAAACUCAUUGCCAUCCUUACAUAGAAGGUGGAGAAGCUCUAGAGUAGUUUGUGUUCCAUUUGAUAUUUUAGUAUUUGCUUUGCCAUACUUGAAACAUAACAAACACCGACCACCAAUUAUUUGGAAAGCAGUUCAAUGCAAGAUCCGAACCACAUCGAUACGCCUACAGCAUAUAUAGUAAAUACAAAUCCACUAUGCAAUCCAAAAAAAUAUGCAUGGGUCUUGUAUGAUGCUAUUUUCAUUUUGAUCAAUCAGUAAAAAAGCAAUAUUACUCUGCCCGACUUCCAUACCAUUUCAUCUUGAUCAACCGGUAAAAAAGCAACAUUACCCUGCCCGACUUCCAUACCAUUUCAUCUCCAUCAACCAGCUAAAAGCAACAUUCCUCUGCCUGACUUCCAAACCACUCAGGUGUGCUGUUGUGCACCGUUCUUUUCCUUGCUUUCAAUUGUUCGAACCUCAAUGCAGUCUUAAUUUUUGGUACAAUGCUGAUCAAUCAAAUUAUUGGUCAGCUUCAGGUUCCAUCAUCCUGUUAUCUUACAUUUUGGGUAACCUUUCCAACAGGUUUAUAAUAAUACGCACUUGCAUCCUGAUAAUGCUUAUCCUGCAAAGAGGAGAUUCUCUCGUAGAAAUCCUUAACUUUUGGAUCCGCUUGAAUCUUCUUAGGGUUAAGACCCGAUAAGUGAAGCCCAUCCAAGGUUCUCACACGUGAAAGUGCAACGUAAACCAUUCCAUUGCCAAAAGCUCGACUGAGGUCUGUAUGCAGGCGGUCGAUGGUCAUGCCCUGACAUUUGUGAAUGCUUAGAGCCCAUGCUAGCAUGAGGGGUAUCUGCCUACGCUUAGCAACAACUGUAUCUCCAUCCAUCACAACCCAUGUCUCCAGACCAAUCCUAUACACAUCUCCAAAAUCAAAUUUUACCACUGGUAACACUUUCCCAUCACUACUUAUGCUCUCAAGAUCUCCAUCAUACAUGUCAGUAACACUAUGUUUCCUGCAAGCAUUAUCGUGAACACCAUGCUGAGAUUUGGCAUCAAUCAGGUCGUGGAAAUCUAUUACUGUGCCAGUGGCACCAUUCACAAGCUUCUGGUAGAUAUUUAUAUUCUUACACAACAUCACCCUUGCUCCUAUACAGAGCUCAAGCUGAUCGGGAACAAUUCCUGACUUAAGCUGCUUCUUUGAAGAUUCUUCACCAGUGUCAAGAGCAGUAUAAACAGUUAUUCGCUCCCCUAAGUCGAGCAAGCACUUCUUAUUCACCCUAUUGACAUCUACAAUACGUGGAAAGAGCUGUACGGCUGAAGGAUCCUCCUCUGGCAAGCAGGAUCUUUGUUCUAAAAGUUUUAGAUCCUCAGGAUCAAACACUCCUUUCCGUAUUCCCUGCAGAACUUUUACAAGUGUAGGCUCUGACUGCCUGAAAACAAGAGGAAGCACAAUUUGCAAAUCAAAACUUUCAUCCCAGCAAUCCGCUUCAAAUGCAUAUACCUUUACAUCCUUCGUCUCAUCCUUCUUAUUCUUCUUAAUAAUAGGAGGCAACUGGUAAAAGUCUCCACUCACAACCAGCUGUAAUCCACCCCAAACUCUGCGCUUAAACGACGGAUUCCCAUCUCGUACUAGCCGGGCUAUGUACUCUAGCAUAUCGAAAUAUUCAGCACUAAUCAUACUAAUUUCAUCAAUAACCAGAACUUUGGCCUUAUUCCACCUCCUGUAGGCCUUCCUAUCAGAGAAAACCCUAGACAGCAAAGUUUCGCGGUCAACAUCAGCAAGGCCAAUGCCGGCGAAGGAAUGGAGGGUCAAGCCAUUAAUGGCACACGCAGCAACUCCAGUUGAAGCUGUCACAAAAACCUGCGAUCGACCGUGAUUUUUCUUGAGUUCCUUAAUAACAUGCUCAACCAAAGCAGUUUUCCCAGUUCCAGCUGAGCCACUGAUGAAAACAGACUUUCCAUCACGAAUAGCCCUCAGGGCUUUAGAUUGUUCAUCAGUCCACUGUAUUUUAGGCUUUCUAGGAGUUGUAGCACCACUUUUGCUCUUCUUAUAUUUGUUCUUAGAAAACUUGGAUUUCUUCCAUUUCGGUUGCUGAGAAGCAGCACCAGAACUAUAAUACCUCACUGUCCCUAUAAGAGAACAGAACAACUGCUUCAUGUUUCUCCACUCCACCUCCUGUCUCUCUUUCAAAAACUAUGUAAACUGACUCAAACCACAAAACAACACAUCUUACGUCCACUGUCACUUAUAAACAUCAAAACCCACCAAAAUUCAACUUUCCGGAGCUCGAAACAUAUACAAAUUGGACUCGAAUGCUGUAACAGUAUAACUAGGCACCAUUUCACUUAACAGUCUAGUCCUUAAAAAUUCCAUUCAUAAUCAGGGCUUUUAAGAAAACCAGUUGAUAAUACCAGAGUGAUCACAUUACGCUACUGGGUCAUCAUAAUUUUUCAAAAAGAUUGAAUCUUGACGGAAAUCGCUGAUUACCAUGAACAAUGGCUACAGAUGAAUCUAACAAGAGAUUAAAGUCUAAUGAACGGGGGAAAAAAAUGAAAACGCUGUUGAGCAUUUUCAGGGAGAAUGAAAAACAGUAAAGAAGCAAUUACUCCAUACCACACUUCUUUGGAAUUUGUACUUGUACAGCAGUUUGAGGUUUUAUUUCUGAUUGCGUCUGGAGGAGGACUCCUUCCAGUGAAACUGUUGAACGAUGCUGC